Messenger RNA from Fonticula alba, 1451 nucleotides. RefSeq lists its product as hypothetical. The coding region runs from base 13 to 1209 and encodes 398 amino acids. Gene Ontology annotation, biological process: RNA (guanine-N7)-methylation. The record is from RefSeq and is a predicted model, not a curated record. Lineage: Eukaryota; Rotosphaerida; Fonticulaceae. The transcript is spliced from 9 exons. Gene Ontology annotation, molecular function: protein binding; tRNA (guanine(46)-N7)-methyltransferase activity. Gene Ontology annotation, cellular component: cytosol; nucleus; tRNA methyltransferase complex.
CCCUUGCCCGCCAUGUCCGACAGCGCCUUCCGCCAGCCGUUCUCCUUCAUCCUCGAUGCCCGUGACAACAUCGUCCUCAUCUUCGGCAAUGACUUCCAGAUUGUGAACAAGGCCUCCGCCACCAUCACCCACUCGACCCGCGCUGUGGAGGGCGCACACCACAUCGAGGGCGGCCACACCACCCCCAUCGUCGCGGCUGCCCUUUCGCCCGGCCAGGGGCACUUUGUGACCAGCUCCAACGACCGCAUUGUCACCAUCUGGGACACUGCCACCUGGACGGUCAAGUCCUCGCGCCCGGUCAACAAGCGUAUCACCUCCAUCAAGUUCAACAAGGACGAGGACACCUUCAUCGUGGCCGACAAGUUCGGUGACCUCCUCUCCAUCAACAUCAACAACACCGAGACCCUUACCCCGCUGCUCAGCCACCUGACCAUCGUCACGGACUUCGCCUUCGCUCGUGAUGGGUCGGAGAUUGUCUCGGCCGACCGUGACGAGAAGAUCCGCAUUUCUCGCUUCCCCAAGUGCCAUCUGAUCGAUGGGUUCUGCUUCGGCCAUGACUCCUAUGUCACCCGGCUGCAGAUGAUGGCCGGCGCCGGGCCCGACGCCUCGGACAUCCUGCUCAGCGGCGGCGGUGAUGGGCUUCUGAUCGCCUGGAACCUCCUGACCGGCUCGCUGGUCCAGCGUGUGUCCAUCACCGACAUGAUCGAGCAGCGCUUCGCCGCCGGCCAGGACGCCGAGAAGCAGGACGUGGACAUCAUGGCCAUCGUUGCCACCUCGGACCAGAAGCAUGUCGCCGUUGCCGUCGAAGACUACCCGGGCAUUUUCGUCUUCAACUUCGAUGCCUCCGCCGCCGAGCCUCUUUCUUUCUCGCAGACCCUCCGCGUGUCGGCCGACCAUCGCCCCACUGCCCUGGCCAUCGAUGCCGAGGGUCGUCUCUUCGUUGGCUGGUCCAACGGCACCCAGCUCCUGUCGGCCUUUGACCUUGUCAACGGCAAGUUCGAGCAGUCUUCUGCGGACAUCGUUACCACCAUCAACAACAGCUCCUCAGUUCGUGUUGUCACGGUCCCGAGCAUGCUGCAAUACCUGCAGCUCCGCUCCGGGGCGCAGAAGACUCGCGUCCUCGGUCGCGAGGCCGUCCGCGGCGACACCGACCUCAUGGACGAGGAUGCCGAGCAGCCAGAUGCCAAGCGUGUCAAGACCGACGAGUAAGGCGGUCGCUCUCCCCCCCCCCCCCCCCCGUGUCGGGAGCACUUGCUCUUCCCUUCCCCGGGCUCAGACAUUCGCACUGCUCCUCUUGCCACCUGUUCUCUUCUCGCCCGCCGUUCCCUCCCCCCCUCCCCCCCUCCUGACGGACAUGUGUGCAGACACACAAACACAUACAAGCACGCAUGUGCACGUCCCUCUCCCCACUCUUUCAUGCCGAAAAAAAAAUAGAUCCCGUCCCUUCUGCA